This is a messenger RNA of Jatropha curcas, 865 nucleotides long. NCBI's taxonomy places the organism in Eukaryota, Viridiplantae, Streptophyta, Magnoliopsida, Malpighiales, Euphorbiaceae. The record is from RefSeq and is a predicted model, not a curated record.
AUGGGCUGGGGUUGGAGCCUCAGUUCCUCCUUUCCCUUCUCGUCAACGGGGGGUCGGUCAACCAAGCAUCCUGGGUUCUAUACCAGAUUUAACACUAGAGCAUGCAGCCGAUCCUGGAUACAGAACUAUAUAAUGUGCAGUGAGGGAUCUUUAUUGGUAGCCAGUCUUUCACUUUUGCCUCUCCACUCCCAUGCCUUUCUUGGUUGGACCAACCCAACCGGCGAUUUCCGACAAGUCUUUCUGCUUAGAGCAAGAAGCGGAACCAAAAUCAAGCUUUCUUUAUUUUCAUUUAUGGAUAACCAAUUCAUUUUCCAAUAUAGUUGGGAGAUUUUACCCAAGAAAUGGGUACAUAAAAUGAAAAGAUCGGAACAUGGGAAUAGAUUUUAUACCAAUACUGACUACCUAUUUCCAUUGUUGUGCUUUCUAAAAUGGCAUACCUAUACAAGGGUUCAAGUUUUGAUCGAUAUUUGCGGAGUUGAUUAUCCCUCUCGAAAACGAAGAUUUGAAGUUGUCUAUAAUUUACUGAGUACUCGGUAUAACUCACGCAUUCGUGUACAAACAAGUGCAGACGAAGUAACACGAAUAUCUUCGGUAGUCAGUCUAUUUCCAUCAGCCGGCUGGUGGGAGCGAGAAGUAUGGGAUAUGUUUGGUGUUUCUUUCAUCAAUCAUCCGGAUUUACGCCGUAUAUUAACAGAUUAUGGUUUCGAGGGUCAUCCAUUACGCAAAGACUUUCCUCUGAGUGGAUAUGUGGAAGUACGCUAUGAUGAUCCAGAGAAACGUGUGGUUUCUGAACCCAUUGAGAUGACCCAAGAAUUUCGCUAUUUCGAUUUUGCUAGUCCUUGGGAACAGCGUAGCGACGGAUAAA